Molecule: messenger RNA, 3302 nt
Organism: Sapajus apella (tufted capuchin)
Lineage: Eukaryota; Metazoa; Chordata; Mammalia; Primates; Cebidae
Gene: MARCHF6
Product: membrane associated ring-CH-type finger 6
Exons: 26
Coding region: 257-2989 (910 amino acids)
Cellular component (GO): endoplasmic reticulum membrane
Molecular function (GO): zinc ion binding
Source: RefSeq, a predicted model, not a curated record
GCGCUCCCGCCUCUUCCGCUUCGGAGCCCCGCCCAGGCCUCGCCCCUCGGCGCUCCCGUCCCUCCCCCUCCCCUGUUGCUAGCUUUCUGUCAGCCUCUCUCCCUCUCCCUCUCCCCUCUCCUUCCUCUGGCUUCCUCUCUCGCACCUGAGCGCAAGCACCUGCCCGGGCCCAGCUCCCUCUUCCUCCUCCCCUCCCUCUUUCCCCGCCCGGCCGCGGGAGCCUCUUGGCUGCGUCACCGCCGCCCCCCAAGACAAAAUGGACACCGCCGAGGAAGACAUAUGUAGAGUGUGUCGGUCGGAAGGAACACCUGAGAAACCACUUUAUCAUCCUUGUGUAUGUACUGGCAGUAUUAAGUUUAUCCAUCAAGAAUGCUUAGUUCAGUGGCUGAAACACAGUCGAAAAGAAUACUGUGAAUUAUGCAAGCACAGAUUUGCUUUUACACCAAUUUAUUCUCCAGAUAUGCCUUCACGGCUUCCAAUUCAAGACAUAUUUGCUGGACUGGUUACAAGUAUUGGUACUGCAAUACGAUAUUGGUUUCAUUAUACACUUGUGGCCUUUGCAUGGUUGGGAGUUGUUCCUCUUACAGCAUGCCGCAUCUACAAGUGCUUGUUUACUGGCUCCGUGAGCUCACUACUGACACUGCCAUUAGAUAUGCUGUCAACGGAAAAUUUGUUGGCAGAUUGUUUGCAGGGUUGUUUUGUGGUGACAUGUACCCUGUGUGCAUUCAUCAGCCUGGUGUGGUUGAGAGAGCAGAUAGUCCAUGGGGGAGCACCAAUUUGGUUGGAGCAUGCUGCUCCACCCUUCAAUGCUGCAGGACAUCACCAAAAUGAGGUUCCAGCAGGAGGAAAUGGUGCAGAAAAUGUUGCUGCUGAUCAGCCUGCUAACCCACCAGCUGAGAAUGCAGUGGUGGGGGAAAACCCUGAGGCCCAGGAUGACCAGGCAGAAGAGGAGGAGGAGGAGAAUGAGGAGGAAGAUGAUGCUGGUGUGGAAGAUGUGGCAGAUGCUAAUAAUGGAGCUCAGGAUGACAUGAACUGGAAUGCUUUAGAAUGGGACCGAGCUGCUGAAGAGCUUACAUGGGAAAGAAUGCUAGGACUUGAUGGAUCACUAGUUUUUCUGGAACAUGUCUUCUGGGUGGUAUCUUUAAAUACACUGUUCAUUCUUGUUUUUGCAUUUUGCCCUUACCAUAUUGGUCAUUUCUCCCUUGUUGGUUUGGGAUUUGAAGAACAUGUCCAAGCAUCUCAUUUUGAAGGCCUAAUUACCACCAUAGUUGGGUAUAUACUUCUAGCAAUAACACUGAUAAUUUGUCAUGGCUUGGCAACCCUUGUGAAAUUUCAUAGGUCUCGUCGCUUACUAGGAGUCUGCUAUAUUGUUGUUAAGGUCUCUUUGUUAGUGGUGGUAGAAAUUGGAGUAUUCCCUCUCAUUUGUGGUUGGUGGCUGGAUAUCUGUUCCUUGGAAAUGUUUGAUGCUACUCUGAAAGAUCGAGAACUGAGCUUUCAGUCUGCUCCAGGUACUACCAUGUUUCUGCAUUGGCUAGUGGGAAUGGUGUAUGUCUUCUACUUUGCGUCCUUCAUUCUAUUACUGAGAGAGGUACUUCGACCUGGUGUCCUGUGGUUUCUCAGGAAUUUGAAUGAUCCAGAUUUCAAUCCAGUACAGGAAAUGAUCCAUUUGCCAAUAUAUAGGCAUCUCCGAAGAUUUAUUUUGUCAGUGAUUGUCUUUGGCUCCAUUGUCCUCCUGAUGCUUUGGCUUCCUAUACGUAUAAUUAAGAGUCUGCUGCCUAAUUUUCUUCCAUAUAAUGUCAUGCUCUACAGUGAUGCUCCAGUGAGUGAACUGUCUCUCGAGCUGCUUCUGCUUCAGGUUGUCUUACCAGCAUUACUUGAACAGGGACACACAAGACAGUGGCUGAAGGGGCUGGUGCGAGCGUGGACUGUGACUGCCGGAUACUUGCUGGAUCUUCAUUCUUACUUAUUGGGAGACCAGGAAGAAAAUGAGAACAGUGCAAAUCAACAAGUCAACAAUAAUCAACAUGCUCGAAAUAACAACGCUAUUCCUGUGGUGGGGGAAGGCCUGCAUGCAGCCCAUCAAGCCAUACUCCAGCAGGGAGGGCCUGUUGGCUUUCAACCUUACCGCCGACCUUUAAAUUUUCCACUCAGGAUAUUUCUGUUGAUUGUCUUCAUGUGUAUAACAUUACUGAUUGCCAGCCUCAUCUGCCUUACUUUACCAGUAUUUGCUGGCCGUUGGUUAAUGUCAUUUUGGACGGGGACUGCCAAAAUCCACGAGCUCUACACAGCUGCUUGUGGUCUCUAUGUUUGCUGGCUAACCAUAAGGGCUGUGACGGUGCUGGUGGCAUGGAUGCCUCAGGGACGCAGAGUGAUUUUCCAGAAGGUUAAAGAGUGGUCUCUCAUGAUCAUGAAGACUUUGAUAGUUGCAGUGCUGUUGGCUGGAGUUGUCCCUCUCCUUCUGGGGCUCCUGUUUGAGCUGGUCAUCGUUGCUCCCCUGAGGGUUCCCUUGGAUCAGACUCCUCUUUUUUAUCCAUGGCAGGACUGGGCACUUGGAGUCCUGCAUGCCAAAAUCAUUGCAGCUAUAACAUUGAUGGGUCCUCAGUGGUGGUUGAAAACUGUAAUUGAACAGGUUUACGCAAAUGGCAUCCGGAACAUUGACCUUCACUAUAUUGUUCGUAAACUGGCAGCUCCAGUGAUUUCUGUGCUGUUGCUUUCCCUGUGUGUACCUUAUGUCAUAGCUUCUGGUGUUGUUCCUUUACUAGGUGUUACUGCAGAAAUGCAAAACUUAGUCCAUCGGCGGAUUUAUCCAUUUUUACUGAUGGUUGUGGUAUUGAUGGCAAUCUUAUCCUUCCAAGUCCGCCAGUUUAAGCGCCUUUAUGAACAUAUUAAAAAUGACAAAUACCUUGUGGGGCAACGACUUGUGAACUACGAACGGAAAUCUGGCAAACAAGGCUCAUCUCCACCACCUCCACAGUCAUCCCAAGAAUAAAGUGGUUGUCUCAGCAACUUGACCUUCUCCUUUUCGUGUCCUUUUUUGUGGACUUCUCUCCUUGGAGAUUUUUCCCAGUGAUCUCUCAGCGUUUUUAAGUUAAAUGUAUUUGACUUUUGUUCUCAGCAUUCAGAGAGCAGUGGUGUAAGGCUCUGCUGCUCUUCCCUGCAUUUCUGACAUUACUGCUGUCUGAGAUUUGUAUAUGUGUAAAUAGAAGUUCCUUGAUACCCUAAAACCUUGGAUUAAACAGAAUGUGCAUUGUACAUCUUUAAACAAAAUGUAUAUUAAUUUAUUAAAUCUAGUUGUCACUUUA